Amoebophrya sp. A25 is the source of this 4316-nucleotide messenger RNA. Lineage: Eukaryota; Dinophyceae; Syndiniales; Amoebophryaceae. The record is from the annotation of a GenBank genome assembly.
GUAAUAAAAGGAGCUAGAUGUGAAUAGUGCGAAGAGCGCAAUGAGUAGCAAUACACGGUGAAUGGGUAUGAGUGAAGAUACCUUUAAGCUUUAUACUACUUACUUUGAACAUCAGCAAGUUCAUCCGUGUUGAUCUAACGACUUAAUAGAAAAAUGCAGAGUUUUGGGCGUUGUUCAUCUGGUGCAAUCCUGCCGGCGCGCAGUGCGCUUGCGCGGCAUGUGAUUGCUGGCACAGGAGCAACACUGGAGGCCGUACAAAUGAGAGCAGUUUACUCUUCUAGUGGACAACACGAUGACCCGAGUAGAACCAGUGCAAGAACCUGUCCUUCUAGCUCUUCUUCAUCAACGUCCCUGCCUCAAGUUAUGCUGCAAAGCAAACCAUUGCCAGCUACUAAGAAAAGGCUCGUGUCCCUAGCACAAAGUUUGUUGCCGACCGUGGGCUCAUCUGCUUCCUCAUCUUCUUCCAGAAGACGUAGUCCUAGAACGGAGGUAAGAACGUUUUCGAUGCUACGGCAGCUACUGCGGCCCGAUUGUGGUCGUACCGCUGCGAUUAGCGCGACGUGUCCUACUCUCCCUAUCGUGCUUCCAGCCGCCUUUUCGCGUACUCCCAGUACGGCACGAAGAGAGCAGGGACCAAUCAGACUAACAAGAUCUUUCUCCAUAAUAUUGUGUGGUGGAAGUAGUCGUGGGAAUGCAGCUUCGCAGAGGCCUUCCUCCAUGUUACUGAGUGGAAGUAAUGGGACUGCGGCUUCGCAGAGGCAGAAGAUGACUCAUUAUCUACUUGGUGGAGUCUUGCAGCAUCGUGCGUUUGCUGGGAGAGCGGGUGGACGGAAGAGAAAGCGAAAAAGCGACGUCGUGAAAACAAAUCAUCAGAAAACCGAAUUCGGAAAACGCAUGGAAUUUUUCUGGCAAAGGAACGCCCGGCGCUUUCGAGUCCCGCUGAUAGUUAAGGAGAUGACAGAUCAAAACCUGAGUACAUGACGACGAAUGUUCUAAGAAAAUCCUUUCUUUGUGAAAGAUGUGUAUUCUAAGCAACAUAUUAUUGCCGAACCGAAGGUGGAGAUUGCCAUGUUGAUGAAGAAUCAGCGUGCUUGCUAUGCUGCGUGAAAGGUAAGUAGGCAAUCUAAGUACCCUAUAAUCUAUGUAUUUCUUUGUAUUCCAUGCUGGAAAUGAUCGCUUCUAACUCAGAAAAUUCUAGGCAGCAUCUGGUCUACGACUGCCGGUUUAAGACAUGGAUGACGAUGUGGUACAAAGACGGGAUCCAGGUGUUCAAACGUCAUGGUGGAAACGCCAGUCGCAGCGAAGGUUUUGAGCGUGCGCGCAUGCGAGCUCUCCUUCUGUACCAACAGUUAAAGCAAUAUGCGAAGCUUGGGCGCCCAAAGCCCGAUGUAACGUUCUCGGGAGUUCGAGGGGUAAGAAUAUUAUUAGUACUCGUUCUGGCUUGUUAGCGGUUUUUACUUAGGGGCAUUCUCCUUGCUUGGGCCCUUUAUUUGUGCCGGCUGCACGACAGGAGCAGCUAUGCCGCGCUUCUGCGCGCUUUGGUGUGCGGUGGGUUGUUGGAAAGCGCAGUCGGGUACUGUACUCGCCCCCGGUGCUCCGAUGAGCCGGAGACUGAGCGGGCCGCGUUUUUGCCUAGGCACUGGCGUUGCCGCGGGCGCUUUCAAUGUACUCUUUUUUGCACUGGCGCUCCCACCCCGCAAGACCUGCCGGCGCGGGAGCUCUCUGAGGCGGGUCCGCCCGGUCCGUUUCUGGCGAGCGUUAGCGCCUUCAGCCUGGCGACCGUUUCAGGCGGUUUCGUUGGCGUGGUGGCAGAGGUUUGGAGGGCAAGUCCAACACAGUGAAGAAGCCAGGCAGGGCGCUUACUAAAAACAGCCGGCCACGAUACGGCGAACCAAGUAAAGCCGGCGGGGGCCGCGCUCAGUCACCCCAGGCAGAGAGCAGCUCCGGGGCUUGCUUUUUCAGCAUGUUGCGGCCGCUUGUUGUUCUUGGCAGCCAGUACCCUGACCAGCGCCGCCCUUCGCACCAGAGGGGCGAGCAGGCUGCUGCCGCGGUGGCGGAUUCUUGAGUGUCGCGGGACCCCCUGAAGAUUGGCCUUGCCCGGCGCCGCCAGCCUGGAGCAGCUCCAGCAGGAUCGUGAUCGCCUUCAGCGCAAGCUUGCCGGGCUGGAGGCUUGCUCUUGGCUUGGUAAUUCUGAUAAGGAAGCGCAGGGACUGCGUCGCGUCCUCGGGUCUUUGGCUUCGAGGGAAUUCCAUUGGCUUCCCAGAGGAGAGCGGCACUUCCAAAAGCCUCGAAGGCGUGCGCAAUGUAACUGAUGGAAGCGCCCGCACCUUCAACCAGUGAGGAGCGGCAACGCCUAUAGCGUCGACCGGGCUGGGCUCUGUCGCAGUGAAGACGGCCAGGGCAGUGAACACCUGUAGCCGGCGGAAUUCGGGGCGGCCAUGUCUGCGCAUACCCGACCGCGCCACAAGGAAAGGCCUGGCAGUAUUUUCACCAGCACGCCCGCAAGUGCAGCGGCCGCGCUUAACAAGUCCAGGCAGACGAUAGCGGAGGCUGGCAAACUACACGGGGCGGACACACGUAAAGAAAAGCAAAACGACCAGGGGCGCCGACCUGCGCAGCAUCUUGCAGAGAAGGAACACCAGCGCCGCGGGCGCUAGCCUGCCGGGGUUGUCGCGCCCAUUCCUCACGCUGCCAAAUGAAAACGCUGCGGAAGUGCGUCGCGGUGUUUGUGUUUGUCUCUGUGUUGCAGCCGUGGAGAGAAAGCGCGCGGGGGCUGUUUUGGCUUGGUUUUUUCCCGCUUGCUUUGGUUGUUCUUUCAUCUUCUCUGGCUUUUAAACCUUUCGCAGGGGAGCCGCCACCGGGUGGGCGGUCGGCAGUGCACGCAGCGUGACACCUACUUUGCGCGCCUCUAGGCGUGUGUCACUCAUAAAGUGAGUCGGGGCUUGGCGGUAAAGUUAGAGCGCAGGACCAGCGGCCCGGCGAGGGCACAAAGCGGAGGGCGUGACACGCUGGGGGCGCCUGUCUCUUUCUUUCGGGCUUCGGGUUUUGGUCUGGCUCGUCCCCGGAGGGGGCAGGCACUUCGCGGGGGUGCGUCAAAGAGUGCACAACAGAGGUGGACGCGUGGCACACUCACGCAUCUCGCCGCCAGGGGGCGGGGGGCUUUCUUUCUCUGUUUUUUUUCAUUUCACGCCGCCGACACACCAGACACUCACCCAGGUUUGCAGCUCCGCCACAUCGAUCUGUCUCCCACUCCUUCUCCUUGUAUCAUUGGUUGUCAGCAUCAUUGCUCGCCAUCGGAUUGUCCGCAUACUACAUUUCAGGUAAUUUGGGACACUGAAGAGCGUGCGUGGGUUUGCCGGUGGGCGGAGGCAGGAAUGCAGAGGUGGCACGUUUUUCCAGUAAAUGCGGAGAAUAGCUUCGGAGACGCUUAUGCGAGAGCUGUAAAGAUGCGACUCGAGGUUCUACAGCGUAAUCAUCACUUUGUCAUGCAGCGUUCUCGAUGGAAGAAUCUCAAAGACUUUUUGGGUACGAGUAAGACCUAGGGUUUUACGGGACCGGAAGGCUACUAGGACAAGCGCACAAAAACGAGGACCUGGAGGUUAAUACAACUUCUAGAUACUUCUUACUAAGUCUGGACCUCCUGGAGUACUUAGAUUAUCAUGAUAGGGUAGGUGGACGAGGAGCACGUACUGGAAGGAAGGACGAAGAACACCAUCAAAGACCGCAUGAAUUUCCCUGUUCUCCGAGACACAGCGACUCAGUACGCCGGACCCGAUUUGUGAAGGGCCGCGCUCGGUCGGAGCCGCAGGACGUCUUACAGUACGUCUAACAUCAAAGCACUAGCGGUUAGCCGCUCUCUGAUGAAAAUGAACCACAACUACGAACGGCAGCGGAUGCAAAAAAUACAGAGGCUUUCCGUUUCCUGGUGCUUCAGCACAACAACGAUGAAGGAGCUGUCUAGGUCGGCUGCGAGCACCAGGUCAGAGGAGCUAGGGAAUGAACGUCCCUCCGAUUGCCCGAGCGACGCCGAAACUUGCAGGUAACGCAGUAAGUCGAGCUCUAUCGACGGCAGCACGACUGCGCCUGCGAGACUCCAAGAAUUUACUCAGCCGUAACGCAUGGAGACCAUUCUGAUUCUUCUGACUUUUCUUUGGUGCUUAUGAGCUUGUAGUGCUUUGUCAUGCUGAUAUAUGCGAACAACAACAACGAGACAGAACCCGCUGCACUUGUUCGGCAAGAAAACAACAUCAACAUUGCUAAAAAUACUGACGAUGACUAUCUAAAUCUAUUCGAGCCCUGAAUUUUAUUUUCAUCAG